UAUUCUGAUGACUAAAUGUUGUUUCUUCUUUCUUUUGCAGUUCCACCACCCCCUAGUAGAUAUGAUCGGCGAGUAUCAGUUUGCGCUGAGGCUUACAACCCUGAUGACGAAGAGGAGGAUACAGAACCAAGGGUGAUUCACCCUAAAAGCGAUGAACAGAGAUGCAGACUUCAGGAAGCUUGCAAAGAUAUUCUCCUUUUCAGAAAUCUUGACCAGGAGCAGCUGUCUGAAAUCCUCGAUGCCAUGUUUGAAAAGAUAGUGAAAGCUGAUGAGCAUGUCAUUGACCAAGGAGAUGACGGAGACAACUUCUAUGUCAUAGAACGGGGAACUUACGAUAUUUUAGUAACAAAAGAUGAUCACACCCGUGCUGUUGGUCAGUAUGACAACCGUGGAAGUUUUGGAGAACUCGCUCUGAUGUACAACACCCCACGGGCUGCUACCAUCGUGGCCACUUCCGAGGGCGCCCUGUGGGCGCUGGACCGGGGGACUUUUAGAAGAAUCAUAGUGAAGAACAAUGCACAGAAACGGAAGAUGUUCGAAUCAUUUCUUGAGUCUGUGCCCCUCCUUAAAUCACUAGAGAUAUCCUGUGACUUUCAGUUGAGGUCUGUUCCUUGUAACGUGUGCGUAUUGUUCCAGGCGUCGGAGCGAAUGAAGAUUGUGGAUGUGAUAGGAGAGAAGGCCUAUAAGGACGGAGAACGCAUCAUCGCGCAGGGUGAAAAGGCUGAUAGCUUUUACAUUAUAGAGUCUGGUGAAGUGAGCAUCUUGAUUAAAAGCAAGACUAAAGUAAACAAGGAGGGUGGCAACCAGGAGGUGGAGAUUGCCCGCUGCCAUAAGGGACAGUACUUUGGGGAGCUUGCCCUGGUGACCAACAAGCCCAGAGCGGCUUCUGCUUAUGCUGUGGGAGACGUCAAAUGCUUAGUUAUGGAUGUCCAAGCGUUCGAGAGGCUGCUGGGGCCCUGCAUGGACAUCAUGAAGAGGAACAUCUCCCACUACGAGGAGCAGCUGGUGAAGAUGUUUGGCUCCAGCCUGGAUCUCAGCGAUCCUGGGCAGUAGGUGUGCCGCCCCGCAGCCUUCUCAGCGUGACACCGAGACCUCCCGUCAGCCACAGGACACACACAGCAGACGCGACAGAACUGCUGCUGCCGUGGCUGUGGCCACGGGUGUUUAGGAAACAUGGAAGUCAGCACUAAAGGAGGGUAGAGGUCCAACCCCCACCUCCACUUUGCUCUGAAAGCCUAUUGUUAGACUUGUGAUGAGUAUUCCAGCCCAGUUUCACAUCUUUGGUUCCAAACGGCAUGUCUCUCCAACAAUUAAGUGCCUGAUACAAAGUCCAAAGUGUAACGUCUCCCUUUCCUCUCCUGCUGCUGCUGUUGCUCUAGGAAGUUAGCACAGGUCUGCGCAGCCUGUGGCAUAACUGUCCGCAGCCUCGCCCGGCCCUUCUCAAGGGAGGAACACUGCAGCCUUCCAUCUCGUGUGUCCUUUGAGGAGUCCACGUGUGUUCACAAUUGUAGCCUUUGGUUUUACAGUGGGAAAUGCUGGCAGUAAGACGGAGGCCUGUGGUCCUGUGGCAUUGUUCUGUCUGCGGAGAGCUGCACACGUAACAGCUGCCUCCCAACUCGCAGUGAUGCUUAGGGGACGGCCCUGCCCGGGCCCAGCGGGUCAGCACCGAGCACGCUGACUGGUCCUUGGGGCCCAUGUUAGAGCAGGACCUUUGGGUUUGGUACUUUCUUCAGGUAGAAGAACGGGAAGGUUUUCUGGGUUGGGGAGGAGGAGUUCUUUUAGGUUUUGUUUUGUUUAAUCUCUGUGCAGUUUGCAUGAAUAAAUUGCUAUCCGUUUAUAAGGAG
Messenger RNA from Myotis davidii, 1844 nucleotides. It is a transcript of the gene PRKAR2A, whose product is annotated as protein kinase cAMP-dependent type II regulatory subunit alpha. Gene Ontology annotation, molecular function: cAMP-dependent protein kinase regulator activity. Gene Ontology annotation, cellular component: cAMP-dependent protein kinase complex. The record is from RefSeq and is a predicted model, not a curated record. The transcript is spliced from 10 exons. The coding region runs from base 16 to 1053 and encodes 345 amino acids. Gene Ontology annotation, biological process: regulation of protein phosphorylation. Lineage: Eukaryota; Metazoa; Chordata; Mammalia; Chiroptera; Vespertilionidae.